Tripterygium wilfordii is the source of this 609-nucleotide messenger RNA. RefSeq lists its product as uncharacterized. The transcript has a single exon. The record is from RefSeq and is a predicted model, not a curated record. The coding region runs from base 131 to 421 and encodes 96 amino acids. NCBI's taxonomy places the organism in Eukaryota, Viridiplantae, Streptophyta, Magnoliopsida, Celastrales, Celastraceae.
GACCAAAUGCCAAAAAAAGUCCACUGCCUACCAACCACACUUCAGAAGAAUCUCUCCUCACCCACACCAUUCUCUCAGCCUCUCUCACUACAAAAACCCCAUCUUUCACUCUCUCUCUCUAAGACCCACCAUGGAAAUCCAAGAAAAGCUUCUGAAAUACAAGUUUCACUUUCUUUUUGCACUAAUUUUGACCCUAUCAGUCUCUGCUCUAAUAUACUUUGCACCAAACUUCCUCACUAUUUUGGCAUACUUUUGGCCUCUGUUUCUCUCCACAGCUCUGUUUCUUGGUGCUGUCAUCUUCUUGGGCAAGACCAACUCGCUACCGGCUACAGAUUUCUCCGGUGACAAGGCUGGUGAAGGGCUCUUGGACUAUGUUGCUGGCCAACCUGAGCAUGCUGUAGACAGUUUCAAGUCUGACUAGUUAGCGUUUUUUUUUCUUCCCUUUGUCUUUUCUUUUAUUUAUUUGACACCUUUUUAUUUUUUUCUUUUAAUUUUUGUGGUUUGUAAUUUUCAGUUUGACACAAAUCUGAACUGUGAAUUGUUGGAAUAUUAUUUUUAUGUUUUUCUUUUAUUUUUGAUGUUAUUAUAAUAUUAUUUGUCAUAUGAUCA